Messenger RNA from Peromyscus californicus insignis, 957 nucleotides. Its product is annotated as C1GALT1-specific chaperone 1-like. Lineage: Eukaryota; Metazoa; Chordata; Mammalia; Rodentia; Cricetidae. Gene Ontology annotation, molecular function: N-acetylgalactosaminide beta-1,3-galactosyltransferase activity. The record is from RefSeq and is a predicted model, not a curated record. The transcript has a single exon. The coding region runs from base 1 to 957 and encodes 318 amino acids.
AUGCUUUCAGAAUGCAGCUCGUUUUUGAAGGGUGUGAUGCUAGGAAGUACCGUGUUUGCCUUGAUCACAAUGCUUGGACACAUUAGGCUAGGUCGCAGAAACGGAAUGCACCACCAUGAGCAUCAUCACCUGCAAGCUCCUAACAAAGAAGAAAUCUUGAAAAUGUCAGAAGCUGAACGCGUGGAACUCAGUAACAGCUUCCGGGUAUACUGUCUCGUUCCUGUCACCCCUAAAGAUGUGAGUCUGUGGGCCGCAGUGAAGGAGACUUGGAUCAAACACUGUGAUGCAGCAGAGUUCUUCACUUCUGAACCUGUUAAAGUGUUUGAGUCUGUUGCUGUGAAUGAGAGCGACACCUGGUUGAUGAUGAGAACAGCUUACAUAUAUGCCUUUAAUAAAUACAAGGACCAAUAUAAUUGGUUCUUUCUCGCAUAUCCCACUACAUUUGCUGUAAUCGAAAACUUAAAGUAUUUUUUGUUAGGAAAAUAUCCAUCACAACCUUUCUAUCUAGGUCAAACUGAAGUUCAAGGAGGCCUUGAAUAUGUGCGUCUUGAGGGAGGAGUAGUCUUAAGUAUAGAGUCGAUAAAAAGACUCAACCACCUUCUCACUGUCACUCAAAUGUGUCCGGAAGAGGAAAGACAGAUUUGGAAAAUGACUGAAGAAGUGCUGCUAGCUCUCUGUCUCAGAAAUGCAGGAGUGUUUGCAGAAAAUGCUGAAGAUGAUGAAGGAAAAAAUGUAUUUAAUACCAAAACUAUUGGGAUGUUUAUUAAAGAAGCAAUUACUGAUUACCCGAAUGAUAUAGUAGGUGGAUGCUGUUCUGACAUGGCCGUUACUUUCAGUAGACUGACUCCUGAUCAGAUGCAUGUGAUGAUGUAUGGGGUGUACCGUCUUAGGGCAUUUGGACAUAUUUUCAGUGAUGCUUUGGUUUUUUUACCCCCAAAUGGUUCUGACAAUGACUGA